This is a messenger RNA of Salvelinus namaycush (lake trout), 1316 nucleotides long. Its product is annotated as cadherin-17-like. NCBI's taxonomy places the organism in Eukaryota, Metazoa, Chordata, Actinopteri, Salmoniformes, Salmonidae. Gene Ontology annotation, molecular function: cadherin binding; calcium ion binding. Gene Ontology annotation, biological process: multicellular organism development; cell-cell junction assembly; cell morphogenesis. The coding region runs from base 99 to 1316 and encodes 405 amino acids. The record is from RefSeq and is a predicted model, not a curated record. The transcript is spliced from 10 exons. Gene Ontology annotation, cellular component: catenin complex; plasma membrane; adherens junction.
CGUUUGACCAGGCUGGAUGGGGCAGUAGUGAUCACACUACAGUCCAAGGAGUGAAACGGGAACUCUUUUAAGCAAGAGUCUCAUCCCUGAAGCUCAUCAUGGCACAUCCCACAAUGCACCUGCUGCUGCUCAGUCUCCUCAUCGCCACUGCUGCUGGGAAAGGCCUGGAGAAGGGACCACUGGAGAACAAGUUUCUAGACGUACCAGAGGGGACACCUGUACCUUACGCCCUCUACCAGUUUCAAGCGUCCCACCUCGAGGUUGAUGGGUUCAGAUUGACAGGAGAGACUGAAGGAAAGAUCAGCAUCUCAGAGGACGGCUGGCUCUACCUGGAACAGACCCUGGACUGGGCCCACACACAGACACAUACUCUGGAGCUGGAGGCCUUAGUGGGUUCAGAACCAGUAGAAGGUCCAGUCAGCAUCACCAUCAACGUGUUGGAUGUCAACAACCACGCCCCCUCCUUCAACCAGACAGACUACAUCGGCAUCGUCAAGGAACGUACCCCCGCAGGUGUUCCAUUUGCGCGUGUGUUUGCUACUGACCUGGACGACCCAGAGUCUCCCAACGCCCAUCUGAGUUACACCCUGGUCUCCCAGAUCCCCAACAGAGACAACACCCUGUUCUUCCAGAUCAACAGCAACACAGGAGAGAUUUCUACUACUGCCGAGGGAGAGCGUCUGCUGAAGGCCAGAGAAAGUGUUAUUCAUUCCAGAGGAGGGGACUUCAGUGAUUCUCUGAAGAAGAGGUUUGAUGACUACUGCACCCCCACAAAGGACAUCCCUUAUGAACUCAACCCCUUCUACAGCUGUGUGCAGAGAGCAGAGUCUCGGAGGCUGAACCCUCUGGAAGACCCAGACUUCACGCUGAUUGUUCGUGUGGAGGACAUGGGCGGGGAGUCGGUGAACGCUCUCAACGGUAACGCGAGGGUUAAAAUUGUCGUGCAGGAGAACCUGUGGGUCAAUCCUGGACCGAUCAACCUCAGAGAACAGUUGAAAGGGAUAUACCCCAUGCACAUCGGCAAGGUCCAGUCUAAUGAUCCCAGUGCCUUCUACAGGCUGGUACAGAAAGAGCGGGAGCUGACGUUCCCCUUCAAUGUCACAGAGGAAGGAGACAUUCUGCUGACUGAGGAGCUGGACAGAGAGGACAAGGCCAUGUACAUCCUGGUGGUGUUCGCUGAGGAUAGCUAUGGUAACCAGGUAGACCCUCCCCUGGAGGUGCAGGUGGUGGUGGACGAUGUGAAUGAUAACGCUCCAAUCUGUGAGGAGGAACUCAGUGUGUUUGAAGUGCAGGAGAACGAACCCACAGGUAACUAA